This is a messenger RNA of Leptosia nina, 693 nucleotides long. NCBI's taxonomy places the organism in Eukaryota, Metazoa, Arthropoda, Insecta, Lepidoptera, Pieridae. The record is from the annotation of a GenBank genome assembly.
AUGUGGUCCGGCAAGAAGUCCGAGGGUGGCGCCGGAACCCCGACCGAAGAGGACGUCAAAGUCGUCCUCGUCGGGGACACGCAGUGCGGAAAGACCUCAUUAGUUCAGCGGUUCGUGUCGGACAAUUUCGUUGAGGCGUACGCACCGACUGGAUUUGAGAAAUAUGGCUACACGUGCACGGUCGCGGACUAUAGGGUCAAUUUCUCCGUUUGGGAUACUUCAGGUACUGCAGCAUAUGACACGGUGCGGCCGCUCGCCUACCAAGAUGCUAAAAUAUUCAUGCUGUGCUUUAAUAUAGCGGAACCGGAGUCCUUAAAUAAUGCCGCUGUCAAGUGGUACCGAGAAGUUCGCACUCAUGGUGGGUCAGCUCCAGUAGUACUUUGUGGCUGCAAGGCUGAUCUUAGACACGACAAGGAAACACUAACGAUGCUGUCAAAACUUCGAACGCAUCCAGUCACUAGCGAAGAGGCUCUUUCGGUAGCGAGACAGCUCGGAGCGACGACAUACGUAGAAACCUCAGCCCGCGCUUCCAGCAAGGGUGUCAAAGAUGCGUUUGAAGUAGCAGCACUAGCGGCUUUAGGAAAAUUAAAUAAGCAACAAAUUAAGCAACAGAAGCAAGUGGGUCGUAGCAAAAGCAAACGCGAUUUGAAGGCUGAACUGAAGGGCCGGGCGAAAAGUUGCUGCGUCAUGUGA